Molecule: messenger RNA, 1926 nt
Organism: Linepithema humile (Argentine ant)
Lineage: Eukaryota; Metazoa; Arthropoda; Insecta; Hymenoptera; Formicidae
Product: calcyphosin-like protein
Molecular function (GO): calcium ion binding
Source: RefSeq, a predicted model, not a curated record
GAACGUUCUCCAAUUCUUCAAUUGCGCCUGUCGAAGAAGAACAAUCGGUAUCAGCGAUCGAUGUGUGAAUCGGUCACGCGUGCAAUCGGCCGAAGCUAGCAAAGCGAUACGAUGCGCGUGUUGUGACAUGCUGGUCGUUAUGGAUACGUCGCGGCGCCCCGGGGACCAGUGUAUAGGCAUUUCCCACACGUCGUCCAGGAUGUGUACAUAAUGUGUGUCGUCGACGUCGACUAUUCGCCAUGCCGAAGGACCGCCACUCGCCUUCCGGUCCGCCUAGAAAAAACAUCGCGCCGCUGUUGCCGCCGAAGGGAAAGACGACGGACUUCUCUGGACCUUUCUUCCUUUCAUUGAAGGGUUCUCUUCUGUGAACCACUUUGCGUCUUCCGCUUCUUGUUCUGGUGCACACACGCAAUCUUCAGCUGCGUUCACCAUCGCAGUUGCCGGAAACCGCGAACUGAGCGAUGUUCAGCCUGAGACCACAGAGUGCCACUACGAGACAGGAGUUUGAGAUGAUCAAUAAGGCCCAACGGGCCAUAUACAACACCACGGACUCCAUCGAGAAAUUGCGUCUGCUCUGCCUGGCUAGGGGUGCUAAUGGCAUUCUUGGUCUGGGUAGGGCCUUCCGUCGUAUGGACGAAGAUGGCAACAAAAAGCUAAAUCUCGAAGAGGUCAAAACGGGUUUAGAGGAAAUCGGAAUGGAAUUGUCCGAAGACGAAAUUAAUGCGAUCUUUGAGAAAUUCGAUACUGAUGAAGAUGGAAGUAUUAGCGUCGAGGAGUUUCUCGUGGGCAUAAGACCACCGAUGAAUCAGAACCGCAAAGAUAUCGUAGAUCUGGCGUUCAAGAAGCUGGACAAAACUGGCGAUGGACGGAUCACUAUCGACGAUCUCCGUGGUGUUUAUAACGUGAAAUACCACCCGCGUUACAUCAGCGGCGAGGAGAGCGAGGAAAGCAUCUUGAACAAAUUUCUCUUGAAUUUUGAACACGGCAACAACGACGGCGUCGUAACGGAGGAGGAAUUUAUGAAUUAUUACAGCGCUAUUAGCGCGAGCAUAGAUCACGACGCGUAUUUUGACUUGAUGAUACGCAACGCUUACAAGCUGUGAAUCUCUGUAUAUUCCACGAGAUAACAUGUCGAUUCUUCAUCUUUGCCUAUGCGGCAAUAAUCGCCGAGCGAAUCAACAAGCAUAACGUUGCCAUUUCGCUAAAUCAACGUAUAAAUUACAUUUAUCGCCGUUACGUCAGUAACGAGUCUGAGUGUGCCCUAGCUUCUUGUUAAAUUUGCACUCGUAUUCCGCUAAUUACAAUCUACAAUCAUAAUUUCUGAUAUUAAUAUCUGAGUCGUCUAACGAUUAAAGCGGAAAAAAUGGAUAUACAUACAUACAUGACUUUAUUAAUUAUUAUAAUUCACCGUAAUGUUCUCGAUUAAGAAUAAGAAGUGCGUGGAAAUCGGCCUUCAGAAACUCGUUAAAAAUUUAUUAGUCACCGCCGCCAUUCUUAUUUUUUUCUUCGUCCAAUUACUCAGUCAGUAGUCGGGCAAGUGCAAAAAUUUGUUUACUUCUAAACUAGGACUUCUAAACUGCAAGAAAAAAUUGCUUGACAAACUUAUGAAUAAAACAGAGGCACGAGGCUGAUUUUCCGACAAUCUUCUUCUUCUUUUUGAUGCUUUAUUAGUUAUUUAGGUGUAAACAGGUUGGUUAUAGGGACCAAUUCUAUAGCGUGAAUCGCGGCAAAUGCUCGCUGCGCACUCGCGCCUUUCAAGCAUUCCUCGUUGUAAUCAUAUUUAUUCCUUUGCAAAUAAAAAUCUGCGAGUAUAAAAUGGAUUAAAUUAUAUAUUUCUUGUACAUUUUUCUAGCAUUAUGUAUAUAGCUCUGAAGUGAUGUGUUCUAUAUUUGCAUACUUUAAUAUUAAAGUUUAAAUUACAUCUGC